GAAAAUGGAAUGGGGAGGAGAGUAUUCUCUUGAUUCAUCCAAUUUAGACUGUUUGUUAAAUGUCCUUCCUGGAGAAUUGGAGUUUCAACAAAUCCUUAGUGAUCUUGAUGAAAAAAUUAAGAAGAACUCUUCUAGCAUAGAACAGUGUCUAAAAGACCUGCAGUCAGAAGUGAAUGAAAUACGUACUGAUGAAAUACUACACAGCACAACCGACUGCCUCCAGUGGCUAAGCAACUGCAAUUUUAGUUCUCUCAGACCUUCAUCUACAAACCAUGGAGAGCUGAUGGAGUUCCUCAGGACCCUGCAAAGCUUGCUGAAGAAUGAGCAGAAUCAAGAGGAAAUGAUACUUCACUUCCUUCUGGAUCUCUCUAGUCAGUGUGGUGUCUCGUUUCCCUGUACUCCCAGUGGGAUGUCCUUUGAGCUAACAUCUUCCCUUCAUGCUGUUGAGGAUGAUUCCACUAUGGAUGUGAAAUCUCUCUGGGAUGAUGUGAGACUGCACCUUCGACGAUUUUUAGUAAAUAGGCUGCAAAGCCAAGGAGAUACGAACACUAAUGCUUUGCAACAAAAAAUGGAGUUUAAAACCCAGUGCAUACAGCAACUUUUGUUUCUUUAUCCUGAGUCAGAAGUCUUAGCAAAGUAUCAAAAUAUGCAGAAUAAAUUUGUCAGUGAACUUCUACAGAACUGUAUUUUGUCUAGUUCUGGUGAAACAAAUUUUGAUAAGGUGGUUCAUGGUUACCAAAGUUCCAUACCCAGACUGUGCACAAUGAUAAAAGAGGAUUUGUGUCUACUAAGUGGAACUAUUGAUCCUUCUUCAUCACUGAAGUUUAUUAAUGAAUCUUAUCUGGACACCAUCACUGAAGAAAUGACAGUUCUUCUUGAAAGACUUUGUGAGCUGCAGUUCAAAGAAAAUGCUUUACAUGUCGUUAAGGCAAACAAGAUUUCGAAGAAGCAUAGAGGAGCUGUUCAUGUCAUGGGUUAG
Molecule: messenger RNA, 979 nt
Organism: Chaetura pelagica (chimney swift)
Lineage: Eukaryota; Metazoa; Chordata; Aves; Apodiformes; Apodidae
Product: KIAA0825 ortholog
Exons: 3
Coding region: 5-979 (324 amino acids)
Source: RefSeq, a predicted model, not a curated record